Anthostomella pinea is the source of this 480-nucleotide messenger RNA. The record is from the annotation of a GenBank genome assembly. NCBI's taxonomy places the organism in Eukaryota, Fungi, Ascomycota, Sordariomycetes, Xylariales, Xylariaceae.
AUGGGCACCUCCGAGUCGCCCACCAUCUUUUUCCCCUUCGUAGGCAUCUUCGGCGGCCUCGCGGAGUUCAUUGCCAGCCUGGACGCUUCAACUUUCAAGGCGCUGGAUACCAUCAUCGACACCAUGUGGGGUGCCUUCUGGAUCAGCCGCGGGCGCACUCAGUCCACACGCACUUGCCAGAGCUGGCAAGCUGUUUCGUUGUGCUGUGUCGUCACGUGGCACUGCGCGCUGGCGGCCACAGCCCGCGAACUCGUCCUCUGCGCGUGCAUGAUCUCGCUGGCCAUCGACAGCACCAUCGCCUGCUGCCAGUUCGCUUACAACAGCGGCACAGGGUCGGCCUCCGGGGACGGGCUACACGGUGGCGUCACUCGCGGCAUCAAGGCGGCCAGCUACUUCUGGAUGUUCUCCGCCUUGUGCGCGUGGUGCAGGUCACGGUGUACCUCGUUGAAGAAGCGUAUGGCACCGGUCAUGCCAUUAUAA